UGUCGGCACGUGGAGCAGUGGGCGUGUCAUCCAUGGAGAAAUGGGAGGCAAAACAUUUCCCCUCCUCUCCUCUCCAUCCCUACUCAACCCAUUCCUUCAUUCUCCCCUCCCUCCUGCCUGUGUUUCUCCCUUGACUGCGUGAGAAACAGCGGAGACUCGGUCGGCCUCUCAUUUCCUCGAGACCGCCAUGGCCUCCAUCACCUCGGCUGGCGAAGCAGUCGCUAGAAUCGCCUACCUCGCCUCCGAUGUCAUCGUUUCCGUCCAGUCCUCCUUGUCCGCCGACUCCGACUUCUCCCAAGCCCUCCAACACUCCGCCACCGCCCAGACUCGAAACAUCGUUAGCAAAAGCGUUCCACAAGUUCAGAGCGUCAGGCACAAUGUCGACCCGCUGCUGUCCGUCUACCAACCCGCGCGGGAAGGCAGACUGACCAGCGUCACCACCGAUGCCAGCGUGCUACUAAAGAGCAUCCCGCACUUGUACAAACUCGCGAAACUUCCCGUUGUUAUUCACGUGAGCCUGCAGCCUGCCGGUCACCCAGACUAUAGCGAUGUCACAAGCGUCCGAAACACCGGCUUCGCCUUCCUGCAAAGUCACUCGCUGCAAGAAGCCCAAGACCUCGCUCUCACCGCCCACGCGCUGGCCAUUCGCAGCGGCUGCGGCGUCAUUCAUUUCUUCGACGCCUCAAACUCCUCCAAAGACCAGCCACUCGCCCUCGAGUCCCGAGACACAGUCCAGCAAGUGCUGAGUGUCAACCUAGCAAGAGUUGAGCAGUCUCCGCAAGAACAAGACGGAAACAUCUAUGUGAGCCAAGCCAAAUCAGCAUCCGCCACUCCGAUAUCACAAUUGGUCAGCCGAGAUGCGCCGCUUCGCUAUGACUCGCCGAGUCGUGAGACUGGCACUCCAAAGGGCGACUCGUCCAGUGCUUCUUCGGCCUCCUCCCAGCGCAACGACAGCCACUCAGAGAUGAGCGAUGCCGACUCGGCUACCACCGUAUCUUCCAACCCGGCCCCUGCCGGCUCCGACGACCUGGACCUCAUCUGCGGCAACAUCUGGACGCAAAUACAAGCCUUGACCGGUCGAUCUUAUGCUCCAUUCCGCUAUACUGGUCCACAGAAUGCUGAGGCAGCGCUUUUCUUGUUCGGAUCCAAUCCAGGCCUUUUCAGCAAAGAGCUCGACGGCGCAAAAGACGGCGACUUUUAUGCUCGUGUUGGUUUCGUCACGCCGACCCUCUACAGACCGUGGAUUCCCCAGCAGCUGCUCAAAGCCCUCCCUCUCAGCGUCACCAAGAUUGCCGUCCUCGAACAAAUCAAACGCAAAACUACAAAGUGGGGUCCGGUGUUGAUGGAUGUUCUGAUGUCGCUCAAGUCGGAUUCGAACAGAUCAAAGACUCCGUUGGUAGUGGGUUACCAGCUGGGUCAUCUGGAGUACAGCACCAUCACACAGGCGCUAAGCGGGAUCUUCCAAAACCUGCGGUCUCAGAAUCCCAUUCAGAACCUCGUCAUCGGCGCUCGCCCCAGCGCUGGUUUGUCGGUUUCGAGACCCGAGUUGGAACUCCAGCAGCCCGCCUUGGAAAAUGCAUACAUGAAGAUCCUCGAUCAAGUCUUCGGCAGAAGAUUGUACAUUGCCAAUUCCCUCAAAGCCAGCCACGCCGGCGUCAGCGCCACAAUCAAAGGAUCUCCAGAAUACGGCUUCGGCUCGCUCGUUGCGCGCACGGAGCACCGCAGGCGCUUUGUUGCUGAGGUUCAGGCGGCAGCAAAGUCCAAGUCUUUCAUCACCGAGAACCCAAAGAAGUGGCUGUCGCAAUGGGCGUUGGUUGCCGACCAAGCGAAGGCCGCGAACGAAAUUGCACCGGAAGUCAUCUCUAGGCUCUCUGCAGAUGGAUCUCCUCUGGCUUCGAAGCUGCUGCAAUCACAGGGCUUGUUCUUCCAGGAAAGCCAAUGGCUGAUAGGCAGCGAUGCUUGGGCUUACGACCUCGGAAACAGCGGCGUACACCAUGUCAUUGCUUCGGGCGAGAACGUCAACAUGCUGAUCAUCGACUCCACCCCGUACUCGGAACGCGCCGCACAAGAUGCAGCACGCAGGAAGAAAGAUAUCGGCCUCUAUGCCAUGAACUAUGGCAAUGCCUACGUAGCUUCCGUCGCCGUGUACAGCUCCUACACGCAAGUGCUGCAGGCUAUGCUGGAGGCCGAGUCUUUCAAGGGGCCCUCGGUCGUGUUGGCGUAUCUGCCUUACAACCGCGAGAACGAUGGGCCGUUGACCGUCUUGCAAGAGACGAAGAAAGCCGUUGAUCUUGGAUACUGGCCACUCUACCGCUGGGACCCGAAGGCGGAAGAGAAGGGCGAGGAGUGCUUCAAACUUGACUCUGAAAAGAUCAAGCAGGAGCUGCAGGAUUUCCUGAAGAGGGAGAACCAGGUGACGCAGCUCAUGAACCGACACCCUCAUUUCCAUGCGAAUUUGUCCGAAAGCUAUGGCAGCGAGGUGCGCCAGGUGCAGAAGCGAAAGGCGAAGGAUGCGUACGAGGCUCUCCUGGAGGGUCUCCAGGGCGCACCGAUGACCAUUCUCUUCGCCUCUGACAACGGCAAUGCGGAGAAUCUUGCCAAGCGACUUGGGAAUCGCGGGAAAGCAAGAGGUCUGAAGACCAUGGUCAUGGCCAUGGACGACUAUCCUCUCGAGGAUCUCAACAACGAGGAGAACGUGGUCCUGAUCACCUCCACCGCCGGGCAAGGAGAGUUUCCUCAGAAUGGCCGCAAUUUCUGGGAGGGCGUCAAGAACUCGACGGAUCUCGAUCUGGCAAAUGUGAACUUUACUGUCUUCUCCCUUGGCGACAGCCAUUACUGGCCAAGAAAAGAAGACAAGCACUAUUACAACAAGCCUGGCAAGGACGUCUUUGCGAGAUUGACCGCUCUUGGUGGGAAGCAGAUUGUGGAUAUCGGCCAGGGCGAUGACCAAGACCCGGACGGAUAUCAAACCGGGUACCAGGAAUGGGAGCCAAAGCUCUGGGAUGCAAUGGGCGUUGGCAAUGUCGAAGGCCUCCCGGACGAGCCACCGCCACUCACGAACGAGGACAUCAAGAUCCAGUCCAACUUCCUGAGAGGAACUCUCGCCGAAGGUCUCGUGGACGAAUCCACUGGAGCCAUUUCUGCAUCCGAUCAGCAAGUCUCAAAAUUCCACGGCACAUACAUGCAAGAUGACCGUGAUCUGCGAGACGAGCGCAAGGCGCAAGGACUGGAAGCCGCAUUCUCAUUCAUGAUUCGAUGCAGGCUGCCUGCUGGCGUUGCGACGCCGGACCAGUGGCUGAAGAUGGAUGCCAUCGCUGCCGAGCUCGGAAACGAGACUAUCAAGCUUACGACCCGGCAGACUUUCCAGUUCCACGGCGUGGUGAAGGGAAAGCUGAAGCCGGCUAUGCAAGCCAUCAACCGAGCACUCAUGACAACCCUUGCAGCUUGCGGAGAUGUGAACCGCAAUGUCAUGUGCUCUGCACUGCCGGAGCUGAGUGCGUUGCAUGCCGACACCAAGGAAGCCGCACAGCGAAUCAACGACCACUUGCUGCCAGCGACGACCGCAUAUCACGAGAUCUGGAUCAAGGACGAGAACGAGAAGAACGUGCAAGUUGCGGGCGAUGCUGUCCAAGACUUCGAGCCUCUCUACGGCCCCGUCUAUCUCCCUCGCAAAUUCAAAAUUUCAAUCUCCAUUCCGCCGCACAAUGACACCGACAUCUAUGCAAACGACAUUGGCCUCGUAGCCAUCAAGGGCGACGACGGAAGACUGAAGGGCUUCAAUGUCCUCGCUGGUGGUGGCAUGGGUGCGACUCACAACAUGAAGAAGACCUACCCGCAAAUCGCUCGUAUGUUUGGCUACUGCGACAAGGAAGAGAUCCACAUUGUCUGUGAGAAGAUCAUGCUGGUGCAAAAGGAUCAUGGGGAUCGCAAGAACCGAAAGCACGCACGUCUGAAGUACACCAUUGACGACAUGGGUGUCGAUGUCUUCCGCGGCAAGGUCGAGGAACUCUGGGGCAAGACGUUCGCAGAGCCUAAAGACUUCAAGUUCGACUCGAACAUUGACACCUUUGGCUGGCAGAAAGAUGAACGCGGCAACAGCCACUUCACAAUGUUCAUUGAGAACGGUCGAGUGGAAGACACCGCCGAUUUCCCAAUGAAGACUGGCCUGCGAGAGAUUGCCAAGGUGCACAAGGGCGAGUUCCGACUGACGGGCAACCAGCAUCUCGUCUUGUCGAACGUGGCGCCCGAGGAUCUCGACACGAUGAAGGAGCUUCUGAAGAAGUACAAGCUGGACAAUACCAACUUCUCAGGCAUGCGUCUCAGCUCUUCCGCCUGCGUGGCUUUCCCCACCUGCGGCCUCGCCAUGGCGGAAUCCGAACGCUACCUCCCUGAGCUCAUCACCAAACUCGAGGGCGUGCUUGAGGAGAACGGGCUACGACAAGAAAGCAUUGUGAUGCGAAUGACCGGAUGUCCCAAUGGCUGCGCUCGCCCCUGGCUUGCCGAAGUAGCCUUUGUGGGCAAGGCCUACGGAGCCUACAACAUGUAUCUCGGUGGCGGCUACCACGGCAACAGGCUGAACAAGCUGUACCGCGCUAGCAUCAAGGAGGAGGAGAUUCUAGAAAUUAUGAAGCCUCUACUCAAGCGGUACGCUUUGCAGCGGAACGAGGGCGAGCGAUUCGGAGAUUUCGUGAUUCGAAUUGGCAUGAUCAAGGCCACGAGAGAGGGCAGGGAUUUCCAUGAAGAUACUGCGCAAGUUGAGGAAGACGAUGAGUAGGAGGUUGUGUGGAGCAUUAUGUGGCGAAUGUCAUCAUAAAGCGUUCUGGCGAGGCGUUUGGAUGGGGUUGUUGAAGACAUGCUCGGAAGCUGAUUUAUCUUGAUACCUAUGAAAACGCGAAUAAACCCUUUGACUUGCUC
Messenger RNA from Neohortaea acidophila, 4914 nucleotides. RefSeq names its product MGSUL8 sulphite reductase. The coding region runs from base 188 to 4774 and encodes 1528 amino acids. Gene Ontology annotation, biological process: sulfate assimilation. The record is from RefSeq and is a predicted model, not a curated record. Gene Ontology annotation, molecular function: sulfite reductase (ferredoxin) activity; iron-sulfur cluster binding; heme binding. The transcript is spliced from 3 exons. NCBI's taxonomy places the organism in Eukaryota, Fungi, Ascomycota, Dothideomycetes, Mycosphaerellales, Teratosphaeriaceae. Gene Ontology annotation, cellular component: sulfite reductase complex (NADPH).